ACGAAACAAAGAAAGAAAAAAACUCCCAACACAAACUUCCGAAAAAAACGGAACACACACAAAUGUCUCCAUCUCCCAUAGUCUCCGGCGAUCCGAACCUAACAACUUGUCUUUACCAAACAGACCACGGCGUGUUCCAUCUAACAUGGUCACGCACCUUCUUAGGAGGCCACUCUUUAAACCUCUUCCUCCACUCUCAAGACUACUACAACAACCACUCUUCCCCUCUCUCCUUCUCCUCCCUCUCCUCCUUAGCCUCCUUCCGCCUCACCUUAAACACAUUGACCUUCUGGAGAAAACGCGGAUCCAAACUCAUCUCCUCGAAUAUCCAAGUCCUCUGGGACUUGACCCGCGCCAAAUUCGAAUCCGGAUCCGAGCCAAGAUCCGGAUUCUACGUGGCUGUGAUCGUCGACGGAGAGGUGGGACUCUUGGUCGGAGACUCCGGCGACGCUCGGGUGAAGUCGCCGGCGAAACCGCAAGCUCUGGUGAUGAGGAAAGAGCACGUGUUCGGAGGUAGCGUGUUCACCACGAAAGCUAGGUUUGGCGGUAAGAACAGAGAGAUCAAGAUCGAUUGUUGUGUGGACGAGGACGCGAGGUUAUGUUUCAGCGUGGAUUCGAAGAUGGUUUUGGAGGUCAAGCGGCUGAGGUGGAAGUUCAGGGGGAACGAGAGGGUGGAGAUCGACGGAGUGGCGGUUCAGAUCUCGUGGGAUGUUUAUAGUUGGCUGUUUCAGGGGAAGGGUUUAGGACACGCUGUGUUUAUGUUCCGGUUCGAGAGCGAUCCAGAGGAGAGAGGGGGGAACGGAAACGACGUCGUUUUGUGGAAGCCGAGAAAGUGUGGGAGUGGGUUUAAAGGGAUGGUGGAGUGGAGGAAGAUGAGGAGGAGAUUUGUUAAGAGUAAGAGGAGCUCUUCGUCUUCUUCAAUGUCGAUGUCUUCAGCUUCGUCGGCUUGUAGCUCGUCGGUUUUGGAGUGGGCUAGUAGUGCUGAUGAGUCCGAGUACGGUGGAGGAGGAUCUUCCGGUUUAGGUUCUGGUAAUGGUCUUGGAUUCUCCUUGCUGGUUUACGCGUGGAUUAAGUGAGUUUUGGGGGAAAAGAUUAAACUGUUGCGGUCAAACAAUUAUUUUUUAAAAAUUACUGUUUUAUUGACGUUUUAUUACCACCUCCUAAAUCACGAACAAGAAGAGAAAAUAUUGAGUAAAUUUUAUAUAUAUUCAAUUUUCGUA
This is a messenger RNA of Brassica oleracea var. oleracea, 1220 nucleotides long. RefSeq lists its product as uncharacterized. Bases 63 to 1076 code for a protein of 337 amino acids. The record is from RefSeq and is a predicted model, not a curated record. The transcript has a single exon. Lineage: Eukaryota; Viridiplantae; Streptophyta; Magnoliopsida; Brassicales; Brassicaceae.